Molecule: messenger RNA, 1736 nt
Organism: Aegilops tauschii subsp. strangulata
Lineage: Eukaryota; Viridiplantae; Streptophyta; Magnoliopsida; Poales; Poaceae
Biological process (GO): rRNA processing
Cellular component (GO): nucleus
Molecular function (GO): protein binding
Source: RefSeq, a predicted model, not a curated record
GACUCGCAACAAAACCCUCGUUCUUUCGCUGACGAAAAAAGAAACAUACCCCUGUCCCUCACCUCUGUCCCCAUCCCACUCCACCUCCGCUUGCUCGCGCCACCAAGCCCGGCGCGCCGGAGAUGAUCUCGUCCAUGUCCUGGGUGCCCAGGGGCGCCGCCAGGAGCGCCCCCAUCCAGGCGGAGCCGCCCACGCAGGAGGAGAUCGACGAGGCCAUGAAGAGCAUCGCCCUCGCCACAGAAAAUGAUGGCAGUGACGCCGCCGCCGCCGACGACGGCGAGAUGGAGGUCGACGGCGCCGACGAGGAGGACAAUGAGGAUGUUGCCCAGGCCAAGGCCGCCGCCGAGGCGCUCGGGAAGACCGGCUCGGGAGGCGGUGUCUCCGAUGGGCUGGAGGAGCUCAACAUGGAGGAAUACGACGACGAGGACGACGAGCCUGAGCUUCUCAGUGCCGGCGGGAGGGGGGAUUUGUACUAUGAGAACAACGAAGAGGACCCUCAUCUCAUCAGGAACAACGAUGACGACGGUGAUGAGGACGACGAGGAGAUUGAGGACAUGACCAUCAAACCUACUGAUAUGCUGAUUGUUUGUGCGCAUAACGAGGAUGAGUUCAAUUCUCUUCAGGUUAGUAUAGUGGAAGAAUUGGAGGACGGGGAUCUUAAUAUGUAUGUUCAUCAUGAGGUCCCUCUUUCAGAUUUUCCACUCUACACGGCUUGGAUGGAUUUUAACUUUAAGGAUGCCAAGAAAGAAGGGAAUUUCAUUGCUGUUGGCACCAUGGAUCCUGCAAUUGAAAUAUGGAACUUGGAUAUUGUUGAUGAGGUCAAACCACAUAUUGUGCUAGGAGGACUUUCAAAAAACAAAGAAAAGGUUAAGGGGGAAAAGGGAAAAAAUUACAAGGAGGGUAGCCACAGAAGUUCUGUGCUCGGACUUGCGUGGAAUGCGGUGGUGAGGAACGCUCUAGCUAGUGCAAGUGCAGACAAAACUAUUAAAGUUUGGGAUUUAUAUACCGGUAAAUGUGAUCGCACACUGCAACAUCAUGAUGGCAAGGUUCAAUCAGUUGCCUGGAGGUCACCUGAAGUUCUUCUCAGUGGAUCUUUUGAUAGAUCAGUGGCCAUGACUGACAUGAGAGGUGAUGGACAAAGUUGUCAUAAAUGGUCCGUCGAAGCAGAUGUGGAAAGCUUAGCUUGUGAUCCACACAAUGAACACACGUUUGUGGUUAGUCUUGAAAAUGGGACGGUUCAAGCGUUUGAUAGGCGGACAGCUUCAUCGCAUUCAAAUUGCGGCCAGCCCAUGUUUACUCUGCACGCACACGACAAGGCUGUUUCUUCAAUAUCCUUCACCCCAUCUACCCCCAAUCUCCUUGCGACAGGUUCAACUGAUAACACGGUGAAGCUCUGGGAUCUGUCGAACAACCAGCCGUCAUGCGUCGCUUCACUGAAUCCAAACCUUGGAGCUAUAUUUUCGGUAUCGUUUUCGAACGACAGCCCCUUCCUGCUAGCAUGCGGAGGAUCAAAAGGCAAACUGAAAGUCUGGAACACACUGUUGGAACCAGCGGUGGCUAAUAGAGUCGGCAAGUAGACAUAUGCUGCGAAAUGGAUUAUCAGUUUUCUCCAGACCCCCCCCCAGAGAGGCACAGAGACUAAUGUCACCACGGUUGUAGCUUGUACAGUAUUAUCUAUUUUGGCUCUUGUACGGACAAAAUGGAUCUGUGUAGUGAAGUGUGGAACUCGCAGCUCA